AUGAAUAAUAAUAAUAAUAAUAAUAAUAAUAAUAAUAAUAAUAAUAUAAAUAAAAACAACAACAAAAAUAAAGAUUUUGUUAUUUUAUCACAAUUAGAGGAAGAAAAGAAUUUUAUGAAUGAAUAUAAUAAAUUUAAAAAGAGAAAAGAGGAACAUUGUGAUUACCUAAUAAAGAAAUUUAAAAAUAGUACAAUCAAUGAUAUGACAACUAAUGAAUUAAUAGAAUUGGGAAAAUUUUUUAAUAUUCCAAAUAAUCAAGAACCUAAAAUUAUUUUGUUUGAAAAAAUUGAAGAGUAUAUGUUUUCUCAAUAUAAAAUAGAAAAAGAAUUAAAAAAAAGAUAA
Messenger RNA from Dictyostelium purpureum, 342 nucleotides. RefSeq lists its product as uncharacterized. Lineage: Eukaryota; Evosea; Eumycetozoa; Dictyosteliales; Dictyosteliaceae. The transcript has a single exon. Bases 1 to 342 code for a protein of 113 amino acids. The record is from RefSeq and is a predicted model, not a curated record.